Sorghum bicolor (sorghum) is the source of this 2511-nucleotide messenger RNA. Its product is annotated as KH domain-containing protein HEN4. Bases 205 to 2217 code for a protein of 670 amino acids. Lineage: Eukaryota; Viridiplantae; Streptophyta; Magnoliopsida; Poales; Poaceae. Gene Ontology annotation, biological process: regulation of gene expression. The record is from RefSeq and is a predicted model, not a curated record. Gene Ontology annotation, cellular component: cytoplasm; nucleus. The transcript has 8 exons. Gene Ontology annotation, molecular function: mRNA binding.
ACCCUAACUUUCAUUGUGGCGGCUGCCGCCUACCUUACAAACCACUUGGCAUAUACCUCUAAACAAUCUUCCCUUGUCUUUGUCUUGCCUUGUUUGUGUGCCGCUGCCUACCACCCUCCCUUGUAUUUGCUCUCACAAUCGAUUUCUACAUCUUAGAGUCCACAAUCAAGAUUACCAGAUCCAGCUAGAUAUACCUUUCAGAGCAUGGAGAAUCGCCAUGGAAGUAGACCAUUCUAUCGUCCACCUAUGCAAGAAAUUCGUCCGCCUAUGCAAGAAAUUGGGACGGACAAGGUAAGAAACUCGAGUGUUCCGCAAUCAGGAUUGCCAGAUCCGUCUAGAUAUACCUUUGUGAGCAUGGAAAAUCACCACAGAAGUGGACCAUUCUAUCGUCCGCCUGUGCAAAAAAUUCGUCCGCCUAUGCAAGAAAUUGGGACUGAUAAGAGCAUGGAGAACCACCAUAUAAGUGGACCAUUCUAUCGUCCGCCUGUGCAAGAAAUUCGUCCGCCUAUGCAAGAAAUUGGGACUGACAAGGUAAGAAACUCGGAUGUUUCGCAAUCAGGACUGCCAGAUCAGGAUAGAAAUACCUUUGAGAUCAUGGAGAAUCACCAUAGAAGUGGGCCAUUCUAUCGUCCGUCGGUUCAAGAAAUUCGUCCGCCUAUGCAAGAAAUUGGGACUCACAAGAUAAGUAACCCGGGUGUUCCGCAAUCAAGAUUGCUAGAUCCCGCUAGAUAUACCUUUGAGAACAUGAAGAAUUGCCAUAGAAAUGGACCAUUUUAUCGCCCGCCCAUGCAAGAAAUUCGUCCUCCUAUGCAAGUAAUUGGGACUCACAAGAUAAGUGGGAGCUUUCCUCAAGUACGGAAAGCACUGUUAGCAGUUUCAACCUGCCUCCAAGAUAAUCCUAGGCCAGACACACAUAAUAUUCCGAUGGGAAGACCAUUUGGGCCUCCAGGUAGUGGUCCUGGAUGUCCGCCUGGCAUGGAUCCUCAUUCUCAAAGAAGUUAUUUACCACCACACAUACCUGAUUACCACACAAGGAAUUAUCCAAAUAAUGCUGGUGCCCCUGGUCCUAGAUUCUUUUUUGAACAAGAGAUAGUGUUCAGGAUGAUAAUUCUGAAUGAAAUGGUGGGCAGCAUAAUUGGAAAAGGUGGUUCCACUAUUCGGGCAUUGCAAAGUGAAACUGGUGCUUGUAUAAAGAUUUUAGAGCUUGUUGCUGAUUCAGAUGAGCGUGUUGUUGCGAUAUCUGCACGUGAGAAUUCUGACAUGAUGCAUUCUCCAGCGCAAGAUGCAGUUGUUCGGGUGUACUCUAGGAUCUCAGAGGCAUCUAUGGAUAGAAGUUCUCCUACACCUGCAAGGCUUCUCGUUCCAUCACAACAUAUUGGUUGCCUGCUAGGAAAAGGUGGAUCCAUUAUUACAGAGAUGAGAAAGAUUACAGGAGCUAGCAUUCGAAUUUUUGGGAAUGAACAAAUUCCAAGAUGCGCACAGCGAAAUGAUGAGAUGGUUCAGGUCACUGGUAGCUUCCAAUCCAUUCAGGAUGCAUUACUCCAUAUAACUGGAAGGAUUAGGGAUGUCAUCCUUCCCAAGCCACACCCCAGUGGAGGCAUGCCUCCAUACCCACCUGUUGGAAACAUCCCAGUUCACCAAUCAAGACAAGAACCACCUCCGCCGCACCUACAUCCCAGUGGGGGUAUGCCUCCAUACCCUAUGCAUUCUUUCAGACCUGAUGCUCCCAUGGGCCACUUCGAAACGGGUGAUCAUCGACCACCUCCUGUACAUUCGAUGGAAUAUAUGGGUGCUGAUAGGAUGCCAUACUCGUAUGGUGGUGAACAAGGAGGUCCUCGCCCUUUUCUAGAACAGCCUUCACCAAGAACCUGGCCUCCUGAGGCACCGAGGACAAACAGUGAAGCUCCCAGAAACAUGCCUGAUGCAGUGCUAGCCACAGAUUUGAGAAAGGGACCAGUGGCAAGUGAAAACCAAGUGGCUACACCAACAAGUACAACAACUGAAGUUGUUAUUCCUUGCAAGUAUAUAGGCUUUGUUUGUGGAAACAGUGGCAGUGAAAUUGAAGAAAUAAGACAGAUGUCAGGUGCUUCAAUUACAGUUCAUGAUCCGAAACCUGGCGACACAAACUCAAUAGUUGUUAUAUGUGGGGAUCCCGAACAAACAAAGAAGGCACAGAGCCUGAUUCAUGCCUUCAUCUUCUGUGGCCUGCAAACAUGAUUGGUGCCAUGCCGAUACCAUCAUUUGUUUUUGAUUCUUGAAUCUUAUUAGAGCGGUUCUGUGGGCAGAAUUUGCCCCCAGAUUGGUUGUACAUGUACCAUUGCUACCGGGGUGGAUGUAGGUAAAGCUGACGCAUGCCUUGUAGAAACAACACCGAUGUACAUUUCUGUAGUCUUGUGUUUUAGUUUGGGGGAAUGACCAUGGAAUGUGGUGGGUUGGUUGCACCUAUGUGGAAUGUUUCACCCCAUGCCAUCGUUGGUAGUUGAGAAUUUCAUGAUCUCAUCUCUUGUUUGA